This is a messenger RNA of Sesamum indicum (sesame), 1485 nucleotides long. Its product is annotated as very-long-chain aldehyde decarbonylase GL1-9. The record is from RefSeq and is a predicted model, not a curated record. Lineage: Eukaryota; Viridiplantae; Streptophyta; Magnoliopsida; Lamiales; Pedaliaceae. Gene Ontology annotation, biological process: lipid biosynthetic process. Gene Ontology annotation, molecular function: oxidoreductase activity; iron ion binding.
UUUGUUGUUUGUCGGAUCCUAUUAUUAGUCAUCUUCCCGUUGCAAUUUUCCAACGAAUCUUGUGAGUUUCUACCCUUAUUGUAAUAGUCCAGAAAUUUUCCUCCAAGAUUCUCACAACUGUCACCGCCCUCACAAUAUCCGCUUCCCCUAUUCUUACAAAUUCUGCUUUCUUGAUAUCUCUGUCAAAAGAUUUGCAUUUUCUUCCCAUACCCAUUGAUCUGGUCGCCAAAAUCCCACUCCGUUCGUCUCUGGUACAUAUGAUGUGCCGUAUGUUUUUCUAGAGGUUUUGACCUGAUAAUUUGAUAAUUGGAAUCGGAGAAGGGAAAUAUUGAAAGAUAUUACAAGAAUGGUGUUUUGGGAAGCGUAUAUCAGUGAUGAAUCAAUGGGUACAUUUGCCCCACUAGUGGUGUAUUGGUUGUACGCCGGGUUUUAUCAGCUUCUUCCUCCUCUAGAUAAGUAUAGGCUGCACUCAAGAACUGAAGAAAAUGAGAAAAAUUUGGUGCCACUAAGAUCUGUGAUCAAAGGUGUUCUUCUCCAACAAUUUGUUCAGGCCGUCGUUGCAGAAUUGCUCUUCUUGGUAACUUCAAAAGCAAGUUCUCCCGGACACACUGUUCAACCAUCUCUUCCUGUUCAAGUCGUGCAAUUUGUAGUUGCUAUGCUGGUCAUGGAUACAUGGCAGUACUUUGUGCAUCGAUAUAUGCACCAAAACAAGUUUUUGUACCGUCAUAUCCAUUCUCAGCACCAUAGAUUAGUUGUCCCAUAUGCCAUUGGAGCUCUUUACAACCAUCCGUUGGAAGGCCUUUUGUUAGACACAUUUGGUGGUGCUAUAUCCUUCCUUAUUUCUGGAAUGACAGCCCGUACUGCUGUUUUCUUCUUCUGUUUUGCUGUUAUCAAAACCGUUGAUGAUCAUUGUGGGCUCUGGCUGCCUGGCAACAUCUUCCAUCUGCUUUUCCAAAACAACACUGCUUACCAUGACAUCCAUCAUCAACUCCAAGGUACAAAAUUCAACUAUUCCCAACCCUUCUUUUCCAUUUGGGACAAACUGCUGGGAACAUAUGUACCAUAUACACUUGUAAAGCGGCCGGAAGGGGGUUUCGAGGCGAGGCUGAAAAAGGACUAGUUACAUGUGACCUUUAGUCUCCUCUCGAUUGUUACAAUCAGAUCUCCGUUGGGGUUGUGCCACUCUGACUUGAGAGUCUCAUAGGUUCUCCAGUAGAAGUUCUGUAUGUUAGUGGGAGUAGAAUCUGUAGCUCCAGAGUUAGAUUGAUUUAUUCUUUCUCCCAAAUUAUGACCACUGUGUACACAGUUUAUUUCUUCGUUAACUGGCCAAUGAUUGUGACGGUUCAGUUAACACUUGUUGUGUAGUAGUAUCAAUCUUGUGGUCAGAUUUGGUCACAUCCUGAUAAGAUCACAUUCUGUUGAAAUUGUAUCUCUGUGGAUUUCAAGAUGAUGUAUGAAACUAGAAUGGUUGAUGAGGUUUGAGUA